Molecule: messenger RNA, 858 nt
Organism: Ostertagia ostertagi
Lineage: Eukaryota; Metazoa; Nematoda; Chromadorea; Rhabditida; Trichostrongylidae
Source: the annotation of a GenBank genome assembly
AUGGAGAGGCAUCGAACUUUCAAGAAUUCCUUCUAUGCAAUAGUAAUAGUCUUCUCAAUGAGUGUUGUUGUAAGCAGCUCCUGCAAGCUCGCUUAUGGUUUCAUCAUUGUGCUCGCAGAUGUGCAGUCGAAAGGAAUCAAUUGUUUAUCGGUGAUGGUAGACCUCGCCAUCUCUUAUUUUUCCGCUCUACUCAUUUUUUUACUGGGCCUGAAUCGCUUUGCCGCUUUUUCCUCAUCCUAUCUCUAUGAACGCCUCAUGAAAAGAAGAGCUCUACAGUGCGUUGUUUUUGGGCUACUCGUGUUUUCUUCAGUAAUCACAGUGCUAAUAUACAAGAUCAGUGGGUUACGCAGAUCUUUCAGCCAGGAUACCAUGGUCGAUUAUGCAGAUGGACGUGUUCUGGUUCAGGCAUCAAACUACAUUUUCUACGCGCUUCCACUCUUCUCAUCUGUGUUCUACCUAUUCGCGUACAGGUCGUUGCGCUCAAAAAGAGAAGACGUCGUCAGCAAUGCCACGAAAUCUCUCCUAGACAAAGUUGAGAGAUGCACGUUGAAUCAAGGAAUAUGGAUCCUUGCCAUAUAUCUUAUGUCGCUGGUCAUUCAUAUUGCCAUGCAGCUUCCUUCGGUAGAUGGCACAAUGCUCAUAGUGCUAUCUUCUUUGGAGACGCUCACCUCCGCAACUCCUCAAGUUGCUCUUCCGAUCACAGUGCUGAUGUGCUCAAAGGAAGCUCGGAAUGUUACAUCGCGUAUCUGUUGGUCAGCAGUGAAGCGUAGCAUGUCGAGUGUGCUAAGCAAGCGCAGAACAAGUUCCGUACCAUCAAGCACUAAAACACUUCCAGUGACACUACAAAUUGACAGUUGA